Molecule: messenger RNA, 1640 nt
Organism: Musa acuminata subsp. malaccensis (wild Malaysian banana)
Lineage: Eukaryota; Viridiplantae; Streptophyta; Magnoliopsida; Zingiberales; Musaceae
Source: RefSeq, a predicted model, not a curated record
CCUCGCUCUGUUCAACUCACUGACCUUUCUUUCGUGCGUUAACUGUGGAGAUGUCGGUGCGAAGAACUACGCACCAAUUGAGCAGCGGGAUGAUCGUGUCGGGGCCGCCGGAGCCGCCGAAGGAGCGGGCGCCGGCGGUGGGGUUGCGGGCGGCGCCCUACACCGGCGGAGACGUUCGCAAGUCCGGCGAGCUCGGUAAGAUGUUCGACAUCCCCCCCGCGGACCCGGGCGCCCCCUCGCGGCCUGUGUCCAAGUCCCACUCCGGGCCGCUCGCUCGGUCGGCCCCCUCCUCUGGCUCCGGCCCGGUUCCGAGGAAGACCUCCGGUCCGCUCGCCCAGAUCCCGCCGACGGGACUCAUCACAUCCGGCCCCGCUCGGUCGUCCGGCGGGCAGCCGGAGCUGUCGCCCAGACCGGCGAGGAAGAAUAAGGGCGAGGCGUAUGGGGGGGCGGUGACGGCGCCGGAGGAGGAGGCGUUCGCGUUUGGGGUCUCGAGGGUGUGGAGGUGGGUUCUGGUGGGGGUCUUCGUGGCGGGGUUGGCGGCGGGGGCGUUCGUGUGGGUGGCGGUGGGGCGGCCGGAGAUACUGAUCGGGGUGGCGGCACUGAUGGCUGCCGUGGGGGUUUUGGCGGUGUGGAAUUGGUCGAUGGGGAGGAAAGAGGUGGAAAGAUUCUGGCGGUGCUACCCGAACACUUCGAUCGAUUCCAGAAAUCUCCCAAUUGGGAAAUUUGUUAAAAUCACUGGGCAUGUCACUUGCGGAAGCAUCCCUCUUGAAUCAUCUUAUCGAAAUAUUUCCAGGUGCAUAUAUACGUCGACCGAGCUAUAUGAGUAUAAGCACUUCACAUGGGGAUUGAAAUAUGCUGAGAGGUAUGUUGCAGAUUUCUAUAUAUCUGAUCCAGAUACUGGGACAAGGUUUCUUGUGAGAGCAGGAAAUGGAGCCAGAGUUACUUGUUUUGUUAAACCUGCAACUGUCAUGGAAAUAAACAAGGAUAAUAAAGAGCUAUCUCCUGACUUUCUAAGUUGGCUGACAGAGCACAAUAUUACCAGUGGUAGUCACAUAAUGCGCCUUAAAGAAGGGUAUAUCAAAGAGGGCAAUACUGUAAGUGUGAUGGGUAUCCUCAGGAAGCAUGAAAACCUAAUCAUGAUCGAUCCACCGGAAGAUAUCGUAUCAACUGGUUGCCAAUGGAGGAGAUUUUUCUUUCCGAUGUCUGUCGAGGGCCUCAUCCUAAUAGGAGAUGAACGACCGGAUGAGGUGGUAUAUCAGGUGUAAGUACUGUAAAGCCAUCCCAUCCUUCCUCUAGUCUCCAGCCAAAGAAGAGAACAGGUGAAACUAGAUGAGCUUUACAUAUCCAUGCAUACCUUCUUUCUCUGCUUUAGUUCAAUGUCGAUCCAAAAUAAAGUGUAGAGUGUCUACAGAUGUAAUCUGGCCUUCUUCAGUUUCAGUAGGUCUUUUUUGGCUGAAGUCGGAUUUGUAUGUAUUUCUUGUACAUUGAUGUGGCAUAAACUAAGAUGAGGGUGGCAAGCGAUAAAGCCUUCUCAUUCUGCUUAUCUGUGAGAACCUUCAUGGCUGGUUUCGAGUUGAAGCCUGUGGACAUUGUAAUGAAGAAGAACAAAGAAAGUGUACAGUUAUUCUUCUUCCCUGUAA